Pyrgilauda ruficollis (rufous-necked snowfinch) is the source of this 1173-nucleotide messenger RNA. It is a transcript of the gene RNF212B, whose product is annotated as ring finger protein 212B. The transcript has 12 exons. Bases 235 to 1173 code for a protein of 312 amino acids. The record is from RefSeq and is a predicted model, not a curated record. NCBI's taxonomy places the organism in Eukaryota, Metazoa, Chordata, Aves, Passeriformes, Passeridae. Gene Ontology annotation, molecular function: SUMO transferase activity. Gene Ontology annotation, biological process: protein sumoylation; homologous chromosome pairing at meiosis; reciprocal meiotic recombination. Gene Ontology annotation, cellular component: synaptonemal complex.
CGGGAACGGCGGGAUCGGGGCUUUGGGGCGUCCCCUGGGCCCCCCCCCCAGAUCCCUGAAUAAUACCCCUGAGGGUUUUAUUGGGGAGUUUCCUCCCCCCCACCCCCUCCGGGAAUCAGAAAUGGUUGGAAUUACACAAUGACGGGAUAGUGAUAGAGGGAUUGGGGGGCAGCGGGAUCGGGGUUCUGGGGUGGCCCCUGUGCCCCCCAGAUUCUCCCUCAUGAGGGCCUGGGGAUGCAUUUCUGCCCCCUCCCCCUCCUCGCCAUCCCUAUAAUUAAAAAUGGUUGGAAUUGCACAGCGAGGCUGGAGGGUUCAACAGUGGCAUGGAGGGAUUUUGGGAUCAGGCCCUCACGUCUGGAGGCACCACAGGCAGCUCCUCGCCCCGGCGCCGCCAUGGACUGGUUCCACUGCAGUCGCUGCUUCCGCCAGGAUGGCGCCCGGUUCGCCAUCACCAACUGCGGCCACAUCCUGUGCGAGGGCUGUGGGGGCACAGGUCCCUGCCCAGUCUGUGGCACCACCUGCCGCUACCUGCCCCUGUCCGAUCAGAUGCGCCCACAGGAGAAGGUUUUCUUCAAGAACCCGGUGGCCCUCGCCCUCAAGCACCUUGCCCACAUCACGCAGGUGUGGCGGUUCCAGACAGCACAGAUGCAGCUUCUGCUGGACUUGCACCGGGACAGAACUCGGCGGGUGCAGGCAGAGCUGGAGAAGGCCAGAGAGGAGCUGGGGGAGAGGAGGAGGGAGCUGGAGUCACUUCGCCGGGAGAAUGAGGAGCUGCGCCGCAUGCAGCUCUCCCCAGGCUGGCGCUGGAGCAGCCGCAGCAGCACCCCCCGUCCCUCCCCCACACAUUCAGCCCCGCCGGCAGCUCAGCAGUCAAGUGGUCAGCCGCUUGGCCCCACUGGAGCCCCCCCAGUCCCGCAGCACUCCAGGAUGGCAGGCUGGUGUAGCCUACAGAAAUUCAGGGACCUCUCUGGCCUCCAGUGUGGUGCCCCCCCUGGCUGGGACAAGCGAGGGACAGGGCUCUGCUCUGCGGCUGGCGAGGGGCGGGCGCUCCCAGUGGGAUCUCAACCCACGGCCAUAAAGGACAGAGACCUCUGGCGGGCUCCGAGGCUCCUGGACAGGAGCUCCGGGGCUUCUCUGGAGGUGGCUGGGGCAGAAGAAGUUAAAAAGGAAUAA